UACUACUUGUUUCACUUCAUUUUUAUGCGGUCUUUCCAUCCCAAUUCCAAUCUCAAUCUCUUCCCCGCCGGCGAUCGAUCUCUGCUCUUCUCGACGCCGGCAUCUAUUCUCCGAUGGAGGAAGACUUCGCGGGAGGCGCAACCACCGCCCCCGACCCUGACGGACCCGACGGCGUCCGCAUGACCUGGAACUCCUGGCCCCGAUCCAAGGUGGAGGCGAGCAAGUGCGUCGUCCCCGUGGCCGCUUCCUUCUCCCCGAUCCGAUCCUCCUCCUCCCUCACUGUCCUCCCCUACCUCCCUCUCCGCUGCAGGCCGCCUUGCGCCGCCGUCCUUAACCCGUUCGCCCGCGUCGAUUUCGGCGCGAAGAUCUGGAUCUGCCCCAUAUGCUUCUCCCGCAACCAAUUCCCUUCCCACUAUGCCGGCAUCAGCGAGACCAACUACCCGGCGGAGCUUUACGCCCAGUGCUCCACGAUCGAGUAUGCUCCCCCGCACAUUGAUGCCGCCGCACCGCCGCCGCCGCCUCCCGUGUUCCUCUUCGUUCUUGACAUAUGCCUCAUAGAGGAGGAGCUUGACUUCGUCAAGUCCGCCAUGCGUCGCGCCAUCGGCCUUUUGCCCGACCAUGCCCUUGUUGGGUUCAUCACCUUCGGCACCCAGGUCCUCCUCCACGAACUAGGUUUUGCUGAUUUGACGAAGGUCUAUGUGUUCCGUGGUACGAAGGAGAUCACGAAAGAGCAGGUCUUGGAACAGUUGGGGCUUUCGUUCGCUGGUGUUCGACAUGGCUCUGUUGCUCCUGGGUAUCCCAAGGGACACCAGGCUAAUGCGCUGCAUCCUUCGACAUCCGUCAAUAGAUUCUUGCUUCCAGCAUCCGAUUGUGAAUAUACUCUCAAUGCUCUGCUAGAUGAGUUGCAAUUAGAUCGCUGGCCUGUGGAGGCAGGUAAUCGGCCGCUGCGUUGCACUGGAGUUGCCCUUUCUGUUGCAGCUGGCUUACUAGGAGCAUGCAUUGCUGGUACUGGUGCUCGGAUCAUAGCUUUAAUUGGGGGACCGUGUACUGUUGGCCCUGGAAUGAUCGUGUCAGAAGACCAAUCAGAGCCAGUCCGUUCACAUAAAGACCUUGAUAAAGAUGCUGCUCCCCACUUCCACAAAGCUAUCAAGUUUUAUGAUAAUCUCGCAAAGCAGCUGGUUAACCAGGGCCAUGUCCUGGACCUUUUUGCUUCAGCACUUGAUCAGGUUGGGGUUGCAGAGAUGAAAGUAGUAGUUGAAAGGACAGGUGGGCUAGUUGUCCUUGCUGAAAGUUUUGGGCAUCCAGUUUUUAAGGAUUCAUUUAAGAGAAUAUUUGAGGAUGGCGAGCAGUCUCUUGGGCUUUCCUUUAAUGGUACACUAGAGAUCAAUUGCUCAAAGGACAUCAAAAUUCAGGGAAUUAUUGGACCGUGUACAUCCUUGGAGAAGAAGGGCGCUCUCUCUGCAGACACUAUCGUAGGACAAGGGAAUACAACUUCAUGGAAGAUGUGCGGUCUCGAUAGAACUACUUGUCUUACAAUUUUCUUUGAUGUUUCACCAAGUGAAAAAUCAAAUCAAUCUGGAAUUCCAAAUCCACAGUUGUAUAUACAAUUCCUAACCAACUAUCAGAAUCCUGAUGGUCAAAUGAGGUUACGUGUUACAACAGUUACCAGGAAAUGGGUUGAUGGCUCCAAUACAGAGGAAUUGGUGGAAGGAUUUGACCAGGAAACUGCAGCUGUUGUAUUAGCAAGAUAUAUAUCCUUAAAAAUGGAGAUGGAGGAAGAAUUUGAUGCAACACGAUGGCUGGAUAGGUCUCUCAUUCGCAUUUGUUCACGAUUUGGUGAUUACCGAAAAGAUGAUCCUGCUUCAUUUACACUACAUCCAAACUUCUCGAUCCUACCACAAUUCAUGUUUAAUUUACGACGCUCACAAUUUGUCCAGGUUUUUAACAACAGCCCUGAUGAGACUGCUUAUUUCCGUAUGUUGCUGAAUCGUGAGAGUAUCACCAACUCCGUAGUGAUGAUCCAGCCUUCACUGCUUUCUUACUCUUUCAAUUCGCCCCCUACCCCUGCAUUGUUAGAUGUGUCAUCUAUAGCUCUAGAUCGUAUAUUAUUGUUUGAUGCAUAUUUCAGUAUUGUCAUUUUUCACGGUGUGACCAUUGCUCAGUGGCGCAAUAUUGGAUAUCAGAAUCAGCCAGAACAUCAGGCAUUUGCUCAGCUAUUACAAGAUCCUCAAGUUGAUGCUCAAGCAAUCAUCCGAGAACGCUUUCCAGUUCCCAGAUUAGUUGUCUGUGACCAGCACGGUUCCCAGGCAAGAUUUCUGUUGGCAAAGUUGAACCCAUCAGCAACGUAUAACUCCGCCCAUGAGGUUGUUCCUGGCAGUGAUAUCAUAUUUACCGAUGAUGUCAGUCUUCAAGUUUUCUGUGAGCAUCUCCAGAAAUUGGCUGUUCAGUCGUGAGGAGAUAGGUAUGCUUCUCCUUGUUCUAUCUUACUUGGGUUUGAGUUAGAUCAUGGCAUGCGCCACUUCAACUUCUUCGCAUUUGUUCUUAGUUAAAUUCCUUGACCAUUCACAAGGAUGAAAUCAUCCAGGGUUUUGUUGCUCGAUUGUUAAGUUGAGGUGGCGUGUUGGCCUUGUCAUGUAGCGAAACAGAAUUGGAAUAGUCAUGUAGAGUAGCAGUUAAUCCAUAAUUUGCAUGCUUCCAUUUAUCAAGUAUAGGAUAUUCCGUUAUGUUCUUUUUGACUUAUAAAACAUUUGUAGUGCGAAUCUUGAUAAUAAAUGCACUCCUUUGACA
Zingiber officinale is the source of this 2787-nucleotide messenger RNA. RefSeq names its product protein transport protein SEC23-like. The record is from RefSeq and is a predicted model, not a curated record. The coding region runs from base 114 to 2453 and encodes 779 amino acids. Gene Ontology annotation, molecular function: GTPase activator activity; zinc ion binding. Gene Ontology annotation, cellular component: endoplasmic reticulum exit site; COPII vesicle coat. The transcript has 12 exons. Gene Ontology annotation, biological process: endoplasmic reticulum to Golgi vesicle-mediated transport; intracellular protein transport; COPII-coated vesicle budding. Lineage: Eukaryota; Viridiplantae; Streptophyta; Magnoliopsida; Zingiberales; Zingiberaceae.